AUGGAGGGCAAUGCCCACCACGGCUUCCUUCAACAGGAGGAUGUCAAUUACGAUGAUCUCAUGAACAACGCGGCGUGGCCUGUUUCCGCUGGAGAUCAAUUCUCCUUCCCGCAAUCUCACCCAGUACAAGACCCCUAUCAGCGGUACACGACAAGCCAACCUUCGUUCAACCAGUACCAACAACCAGCGUAUGCGGUACCUUUCUCAAACCCGCCGUAUACUUCGCAGUAUCAACAUGCGACACCGUCUGAUGUUUUUGGGCCUGCCUCAUACAAUGUCGAUCCUUCUUCCAUGCCAGGCGCCGCUCUCUAUCACGGGCCCGAAAGCUCCUUCUCGUUCCCGCCAGAGAGCGCAACUAUAUCCCCCCACUCCCUCCAAUACAAUAUGCCCUCCAACCAACCAAUACAUGGUGGUGUGUCGAAUGUACCUUUUCAGCAGCCGACGAAUAGCUAUAGCCAGCGGCCUCCAGAGCAAUCCACGGUGUUCUUCCAUGACGCUCAGAAUGGUAACAUGCAGCAAGAUAACCCCAUUCGGUACCCUACUUUGCCGAAUGGUUCCAUGGAUUAUAUGUCCAAGCAAAGCGUGAAGAGACCUCGUGAAGGCGAUGCAUCCUCGACACCCUCAACGCCCUCGGCACCCUCGAAUAAUCCCCCUGCUCAACAGACCAAGGUAGAACAGACCAAGGUAGAACCGGAUCGAAAGCAGCCCAGGAUAACCAACCCGGAGCUAUUAACUGGGCCACCACGCUUUGAACAUGCGCCGUAUAUCGUAUGGUCCGAUACCCCCGUAUACGUACCGCCUGGCUUGAAAAGCACAGUCCCUAAAUACCAUCCGCGCACAGCGAGGAGUGGACAAGAUCUUAUCCCUGGUUUUGACAUAUCACGGAUAUCAACACCCGCGCGCGUAUCCUCCGCCACCAAAAAGAUCCGAGCCCCCAAAGAAAAGAAACUGUCUGUGAGCAAGUACAAGGGAACCAGUCAGGGUCCUAGACAAGCAAUUGAUAGAUCGACGAGUCUACAUGGCAAUGGUGAAAGUUUGGGUACAUCAUCAAAAUCUCCAUCCACGCCAACUGAAUCGAGCUCUUCCGAAGAGGAGUCUAGUUCAGAAGAGUCCGAAUACGAAGAUGAUGAAGAGAUGCCUGUCAAGGAUAUCAGCGAGGUUCGUGCACCAACGCGCCCGUCCGAUGUCGCUGCCGCGGCUGGCUGGGACGCAAUAGGCAUUGUAUGGAAGGAUCCCAACUCGAAUCCCAGUGCAGAUGUUGUCAAAGGUGCUAUCGAGGAGUAUGGUGCUUUUGUGGGUGCGCUCCGACUUCAACUUAAAGCAAAUUCUACCAAGACGGAAGAAGCUGCGCAGCGUCCAGCCGAAGUUGAUAAACUGAAGCAAGCUCGGAGAGUCCUUCUCGACUCGCUGUAUGAGACCAUUAAUGCGGCAAAUACAUUAGGCUAUGGUGCAAUCGUAGAGAACUUGGGAGGUCAUGAAAAGCUAGUUCACGGACUGACGACAACUUUGAUCGAGUGCAUCAAAACUGAAGAUUUUCUUGGUAAAUUGCCAAAGGCUAUCUUUAGCUUGCUUGCCAAGUUUCAAACAAUGACUGAAGCUUUGUUGAAGAAGCUUCGAUUUGACAGUAUUCAGAAGCGCUGGAAUAAGAAGGGCGAUGAGCAGAUCAAAAAGGAUAUCGCCUCAAUUCUUGCCAAUACAACUGACGCCAAGGAUAGAGCGGCGAAGGCUAAAAAGGAAGCCGUGCGAGCAGAAGAGGAUAAGAAGGUUCUGGACAAGAUAGAUCAGGCCAAAGCUCGAAGCUCUGAAACCGUAAAAACUGCAUCCAAUGUCACAUCCACAAAGAGACCACAUGAAGGAGACUCCAACGCUAGCAAGCCCAACAAGAAGUUCGCAUCAGAUGUUUCUGGUACGCCCGCUUCCACAUCCAAGUCGGUGCCACCGAAACGACCAACCAACCUUCUGGCGAACAACUUGCUUGGCAUCACGUCGAAGCCUGCUCCAAAACCUGCUCCCAAGAAGCGCGAGCCAUCCCCUCCAGGCGAAUCGAAAUUAGGGGCAAUUUUGGCAAGUAUCGCAAAGCCACCAGAACCACCUAAAGCUCCAGAAGCACCACCUCGACCACCGGAGACACCAGAGGAGAAGCAGCGCCGUGAGCGGAAGGAGAGCAGACGGCACUUAAGGGUUAAGUUCAAGGAAGGGCCAGAGCUGGAGGAGAUAAGAUUAUUCAAGCAUGAGCAGGCUGAGGAUGAAGGUCGCCAAGACGACAUGCUUAGGGAUGCUCAUGAUGAUCGCUCGGAGGGUAUGAUGCACAAGAAGCGUGUUUCGGAGAAGAUGGAUGCAGGCCUCGAAGAUGAUGAGAGCUUACCUGGCGAUAUCGAGGAACGCCCGUACCCUGAUCUUGUCCUGAUUGAUUUCAGCGAGUUGGACAAAGCAACGUUAUUCGGACCAACUUAUGUUACGAGGGGCGGGGAUAAAACUUUCACGACGCCCGAGCAGCAAACACAAGAGCGACGCGAAGCUUUGGAACUUAUGGUUAUCUAUACUGAUCCCAAUGACAUUCCACCCUCGGCGAAAGAACCACCGCAAGACUCCACAGCUCUGCAGCAAGAGCGUGAACUUAGAGGGCCCACUGAACCGUGGAUAGUACAGCGCCUCAAAGAAAUCCAGCAAUACGGUCCAGAUUACGCGAUCCAGAUCUUCCUGCGCCGAAACGAGGAACAGAGAUUCAAAGAGAUACGCGAAAAUCGGGCUCGCGGUAUUGCUACAUCCGCAGGACCCCCUUCGGCAAAUAUUUCUUCGAUUCUACAACAGCUUGGUGGUGAUCCUGCAACAUCUCAACUGUCGCACCAACAGAAUUUGUCUCAGAAACCUACAACUACAAUGGAUCCCAAAGCCUUGGAAAACCUUGUGCGCAUCGUGGAGUCUCUGAAGGGCAAGCCGUAUCCAGCCACCGAACCACCAGAUUGGAUGACAAGUGAGACACAGCGGGCGGAAUGGUGGGAAGGCUACAACAGGGAUAAGGCCGCCAACCAGCGGAAGGCUUCUGGUGAUCAGAUGGCUCAGGUGCAGGCUGCUCAGUUUCAACCGCAGCCCAUGCUUCCUACGCAAAUUCACCAACAGAUGUCAACACAACAAAUGCAAUCGUUCCCAAUGCAGGCGCCGCAGCCCAACAUAGCUUCGAUCCCCGAGCUUCCAAACGACGUAGCCCAGCAGGUUCAGGCCUACCUUGCAGGUUUUGCUAACAAUGGAAACAACAACGGCUCUGCCUAUCAACAAUACAAUUUCACUGGCUGGCCAUCUAGCAAUGGCCCGGGUCAAGGGGAGUGGGAGAACGAGCAGUUGCAGGCACGACCAAAGCAGACCCAAGACAAUCAUAGUUCGGAUGGCAACCAGCGGGGAUUCGAUUCGCAGCAGUGGAACGGCGGGUUUGGUAACGAUGGGCUGUUUGAUGAGAAUGGUGAAUACAAGGGAAAGAAGAAGCCGUGCAAAUUUUGGGGCCAAGGAAAAUGUGCGAAAGGUGCCAAAUGCACUUUUCUACACGACGGUGAAAAUUAA
Molecule: messenger RNA, 3555 nt
Organism: Amorphotheca resinae ATCC 22711
Lineage: Eukaryota; Fungi; Ascomycota; Leotiomycetes; Helotiales; Amorphothecaceae
Exons: 4
Coding region: 1-3555 (1184 amino acids)
Molecular function (GO): metal ion binding
Source: RefSeq, a predicted model, not a curated record